Messenger RNA from Dioscorea cayenensis subsp. rotundata (Guinea yam), 1780 nucleotides. RefSeq names its product DDB1- and CUL4-associated factor 13. The record is from RefSeq and is a predicted model, not a curated record. Gene Ontology annotation, cellular component: nucleolus; small-subunit processome. Gene Ontology annotation, biological process: maturation of SSU-rRNA from tricistronic rRNA transcript (SSU-rRNA, 5.8S rRNA, LSU-rRNA). Gene Ontology annotation, molecular function: protein binding. The transcript is spliced from 17 exons. Lineage: Eukaryota; Viridiplantae; Streptophyta; Magnoliopsida; Dioscoreales; Dioscoreaceae. Bases 222 to 1571 code for a protein of 449 amino acids.
GCACGCAUAAACCCUAGCUUUCGCUGAAACCCUCCUCCGAUCGUCUUCUCUGUGGCCAGUCACGAUCGCCGGACUCCGGCCACCGGUCGCCGGUCAACUGCGCUGUCGACAUUCCUAAACUGCGGUGGCAACGUUGGUUCCUGGUUCUUAUAGCAGAUUAUAAAUAGCUUUUUGUGCCCAAUCGACAUACCUUGCUUGGGUUUCCGUUUAGGUUGCCAGAGAUGAAGGUCAAAGUGAUUUCUCGCUCCACUGAUGAUUUCACCCGAGAACGCAGUCAAGAUCUUCAUAAAGUGUUCCGGAACUAUGAUCCAAAUCUUCGGACACAAGAAAAGGCUAUUGAGUAUACCCGUGCUCUCAAUGCUGCUAAGUUGGAGAAGAUUUUUGCAAGACCUUUAAUUGGUGCCAUGGAUGGGCAUAUCGAUGCAAUCUCUUGCAUGGCAAAGAAUCCCAAUCACUUGAAAGGGAUUUUUUCUGGUUCAAUGGAUGGAGACAUACGGCUUUGGGAUAUGGCUACCAGGAGAACAACUUGUCGCUUCAAUGGUCAUCAAGGUCCUGUUCGUGGUUUAACAGUUUCUACUGAUGGCAACGUUCUUGUAUCUUGUGGCAAUGAUUGCAGUGUCAAGCUCUGGAAAGUGGCAAGCACUUUUGAGUCUAGUGAUACAGUUGAAGAUGACGAGCCGCUGGCGAAUUAUGUUUGGAAAUAUGCUUUCCGGGCUGUUGAUCACCAAUGGGAGAGCAAUAUUUUUGCAACUGGUGGUGCACAGGUUGAUAUUUGGGAUCAUAACAGAUCAAAUCCAGUGAACAGUUUUGAGUGGGGAACAGCUACAAUAGUUUCCUUGCGGUUUAACCCUGGAGAGCCUAAUGUGCUUGCUACAUCAGCUAGUGACCGUAGCAUAACUCUUUAUGAUUUGCGCAUGUCUUCUCCAGCUAGGAAAGUCAUUAUGAAGACGAAAACUAAUGCUAUAUGCUGGAACCCAAUGGAACCGAUGAACUUUACAGCUGCAAAUGAAGAUUGCAACUGCUACAGUUAUGAUGCAAGGAAACUGGAUGAGGCCAAAUGUGUUCAUCAAGAUCAUGUUUCUGCUGUGAUGGAUAUUGACUACUCGCCAACAGGUCGGGAAUUUGUCACUGGUUCUUAUGAUAGAACAGUAAGAAUAUUUCGUUACAAUGGUGGUCAUAGCAGGGAAAUUUAUCACACAAAGAGAAUGCAAAGGGUGUUUUGUGUCAAAUAUAGCUGCGAUGGGACUUAUGUUAUUUCUGGGAGUGAUGACACCAAUCUUCGGCUAUGGAAGGCUAAUGCUUCAGAGCAACUUGGAGUACUACUUCCUAGAGAGCGUAAGAAGCAGGAAUACUUAGAUGCUGUCAAGAAUCGAUACAAACACCUUCCUGAUGUGAAGCGCAUCAUCAGGCAUCGACACUUGCCAAAACCUAUCUACAAGGCAGCUGGCUUGAGACGAACAAUGGUUGAAGCUGAAAGAAGGAAAGAUGAAAGGAGGAGAGCGCACAGUGCCCCUGGCAGCACUUCUGUGCAGCCGUUCAGGAAAAGAAGGAUCAUACAGGAAAUUGAGUGACUUGGUCAUCCAUGGAAAAACACAAGUAGCACAAUUAAACUCCGAGCUAUUGUUUUGAAGCUAGCAAAGUGCAAGGCUUGGUUGGAAAUGAGUUCUUCUGUUUCGGUUGUAAAAUUCUGUUUGUAACUUUUGAUUUUGGCCCUAAUAUUAUUAUCAUGUCAUACGCAGAAAUAAAAAUUAUUAUUAUUAUAUUAUUAUUAUUAUUACUA